Messenger RNA from Dendronephthya gigantea, 1556 nucleotides. RefSeq lists its product as uncharacterized. The record is from RefSeq and is a predicted model, not a curated record. Lineage: Eukaryota; Metazoa; Cnidaria; Anthozoa; Malacalcyonacea; Nephtheidae. The transcript is spliced from 8 exons. The coding region runs from base 372 to 1466 and encodes 364 amino acids.
UUUUCCGCUGAUGUUUUAGGUAUUUUUGUUGCCUAUUUUUACUGUUGACAGUCGCGUGGUGAGUCAAUGGUUGACCAAACAUUUGUCAAGUCAUCCAGACCUUAUUAGGACAUGUAUUUUACCAAACCCUGGGUUUUAGCGAGACAACAAAUAAUGUCAAUAUCUCCACUUUCUUGAUUUCCGGCUUUGGGGCGGUACUUCUAAGUAAAUGAAAACUGCUUCGGUGGACAUUUGAAAGGUACGUUUCGAGUAGGCUAAACUACGCGGUUAACUUCUUGUUGAGUCAGCAGCUUGGAUCUAUAACCACGUCGUUUUCGUAGGAGUGAAAACAAAAGGAAGUCUUGAAGUUAAAAAAAUCUGAAAGUUUAAAAAUGAAGUCCAUCCUAUUAUUCAUUGGUUUGGUUGCUUUCAUUUCGACUUUAAUGGCGAAGUCUGAUGCAUGUCCCCGUAUCACAUUUCCCUGUUCUCUUAUCCCAAACGUCUGCAAAAAUAUGCAAAACGCCAUUUCAAAGGGAAGACCUACAACGUUAAACCGCAUCACAGACCGGACGAAAAUGGAACAGAACAGAAGAAACUCCGGUUGUCCAAGAUUGCCAAAAGUACCGGGACAAAAUUGUGACGAAUAUCCGUUUGCAUCAAGCAGGCAAGGUGGAGCGGGUGCUGAGAUCAUGAAUGUUCCUUCAAUAGAAAACAGCUGUCAGGGUGGAUUACUGGCCGCUUUUUAUCGGACGCAGAAGAUCGGGAAUGGUGACUGUUACAGAGUUGCACUAGAAUCUGCACGGUGUCCCACUAUCAUAUUUCCCUGUUCUCGUAUCCCAAACGUCUGCAAUAAUAUGCGAAACGCCAUCUCAAUGGGAAGACCUACAUUGUUAACCCGCAUCACAGAUCCGAACAGAAUAGCAAAGAACAGAAGAGACUCCAGUUGUCCGACAAAUUUGGAAACAGUACCGGGAGAAAGUUGUCACGGAUAUCCGUUUGCAUCAAGCAUGCAAGGUGGAGAGGGUGCUGUUAUAGUGAGAGUUCCUUCAAGAGAAAACGAGAUUCUGGGUGAAUUACUGGACGAUUUUUAUGUGAAGCAGCAGAUCGGGAAUCGUGACUGUUACAGAGUUGCACUAGAAUCUCUAUGGUGUCCGACCAUCACCUUUCCCUGUUCUCGUAUCCCAAACGUCUGCAAUAAUAUGCGAAACGCCAUCUCAAUGGGAAGACCUACAAUGUUAACCCGCAUCACAGAUCCGAACGAAAUAGCACAGAACAGAAGAGACUCCGGUUGUCCAAAAUUGAAAAAAGUACGGGGAGAAAGUUGUCACGGAUAUCCGUUUGCAUCAAGCAUGCAAGGUGGAGAGGGUGCUGUUAUAGUGAGAGUUCCUUCAAAAGAAAUUAAGAUUCUGGGUGGAUUUCUGGGCGGUUUUUAUCGGAAGCAGAAGAUCGGGAAUGGUGGUUGUUACAAAGUUGCACUAGGUCCAUAAAUGACGGCUGAUUUUGACGUCAGUUCUUUGCACUGUUUCUCAAAAUGACUAAUAAUUAUACAUACCACUUAUUAAAACCGAAUUUGAGGU